GAUUCAAAAUGAUUAAACAUCACUUUUUAAAUAUCAUGAAGUAAAUUCAAAUAGUAUUAAUCCUUAUGAAAUUUACCCUUUUAUUUAUUAGUAGGAGUUACAGUAAGCAAUUGAGUUGGUAUUAGUGAUAUAUAUAAACUAUAUUAAAAGUGAAUACUACAAAUUAACCCAAGAGAAGAAUAUCUAAAUCAAAUAUUUGAGAACGAUGAAUAAAUAUCAUCAUCAAUAUCGUUAUUAUGGUCAUUGGUAUAGAAAUAGAUAGGGCAGUGACAUUGAGAGCGGCCAUAGGAAACAACAACAUGGAGGGAAUCCGGUCAAGCUGUGUUCUAAGCUGUUAUUCUUCUUCUUCUAAAUCUCAUCUCAGAUUAGUUCAUCAUCAGCCGUUUGAGUAUCCAUUUCUGUGCUUGCCCAAGCGUCGAUACCUCCUCACACAGCCCGGAAUUCGAAGCUCUCUCCAGGCCCAGAACCAACAAUCUUUUCACAAAUCCAAAGAAAUGCUCCCAAAGAUUGACAAGAGUGGCCGCUUUUGCAGCCCCAGAGCCGCCCGGGAGCUUGCUUUAUUAAUAGUUUACGCGGCGUGUUUGCAAGGCUCUGACCCUAUUCGACUAUUUGAGAAACGAAUUAAUGCAAGCAGAGAACCUGGUUAUGAAUUUGACAAGGCCUCGUUGAUGCGAUACAAUCACAUGAGCUUUGGAGGACCUCCUGUUACUACACAUUCCGUUGAAGAAGCUGAUGAGCUUUUGCGCAGUGAUGAGCUGGAUUCUGCUAUUGAGGCAGAAGUUCUUUCAGCUCCUCCAAAGUUGGUGUACAGCAAGCUACUUUUGCGUUUCACAAGGAAACUUUUGGUAGCAAUUGUGGACAAAUGGGACAGUCAUGUUCUUGUUAUUGAUAAAGUUGUGCCAUCAAAUUGGAAGAAUGAGCCAGCCAGCAGGAUUUUGGAGCUUUGUAUUCUUCACUUGGCAAUGUCGGAGAUAAUUGUUCUUGGAACACGGCACCAGAUUGUCAUUAAUGAGGCUGUUGAUCUUGCCAAGCGGUUCUGCGAUGGGGCAGCACCACGAGUAAUCAAUGGGUGCCUACGGACCUUUGUGAAGGAUUUUGCUGGGAUUGGCAUAGCUCAGGCCCCAAACUCUAAACAGGACGUGCCAGUUGAAGUGUGAAGUGAAUUUAUUUAAGGUUGUCUUCUGCUUCUCGUCUGUCUGCGACGAAAGGUUGUCUUUAUGUAGUGUAUUCUUCAGCUGAUUUUGGAAAGCGUCCUUGGUAUCUUUUAGUGAAGUUCACACAGCACAAUGCUGCAUAUCAAGUGACUGACUUAUUGUAACAGGGUGCAGCGAAUUAAAAGCCCGAAUUUUUGGCAAUGAUUGACAUUUGACGGCUGAAGAUUUUGUAUAUGAUUAUGCUGUAGUUGGUAUAUUUAUGUAUAACAUAAAAUUAUAUAUGAAUCACCUACAUCAUUCUUAGA
Durio zibethinus is the source of this 1459-nucleotide messenger RNA. Its product is annotated as antitermination NusB domain-containing protein. Gene Ontology annotation, cellular component: chloroplast. Gene Ontology annotation, molecular function: RNA binding. Lineage: Eukaryota; Viridiplantae; Streptophyta; Magnoliopsida; Malvales; Malvaceae. The record is from RefSeq and is a predicted model, not a curated record. Gene Ontology annotation, biological process: DNA-templated transcription termination; regulation of DNA-templated transcription.